Messenger RNA from Andrographis paniculata, 2861 nucleotides. RefSeq lists its product as uncharacterized. Bases 353 to 2833 code for a protein of 826 amino acids. Gene Ontology annotation, molecular function: nucleic acid binding. Lineage: Eukaryota; Viridiplantae; Streptophyta; Magnoliopsida; Lamiales; Acanthaceae. The record is from RefSeq and is a predicted model, not a curated record. The transcript is spliced from 6 exons.
UCUCACUAAGUAGCUCCUUGGUAUCUGCGGCGACUCUCUCUCUCUCUCUCUCUCUCUCUGUCCCGAUUCCCACCAACCCUAUACUUGUGCCCUAGCUCUCUCGUCGUCUCCUCCUUCGGCGACGGCCGUUUUUUGAAUCAAAGAUCUGGAUUUGUUUUAUGUUUUUUUGACUUGUUUGCAAGUGGUUAUUCUGUAUAAAUUUUCUUUUUCUAUCUGAUAGUGAUUUUUGUGUUGUGAUGGAACUAGGGUUUUUAUGUGCGGUUAUCAAUUGCUCGUAGAGAGUGCGAAUCGAGCGCUGCAAUCUUGACGUUGACUGUGCGCUUAUAAAAGCGUGAUUUAGAAAAGAUACAAGAUGUCAUCACCCUAUGUAACUCUGGGUAAUCGACCACUUGAACAGUGGAAAGUCACUGAACUGAAGGAGGAGCUCAAGAAGCGCAAAUUGACCACUAAGGGUUUGAAAGAAGAUCUGUUGAAGCGCCUGGAUGAAGCUGUUCGAACUGAACAGGCAAAUGCUUCUGCAAUGGAAGAUGAUGAAGAAUCUGAGUCACCUACUGAUCAAGUUGAAACCAAGCCUGUUGCUUCUGGAAAAGAUAAGGAUCCCUUAGAUGCAAGUGCUGGUAUUGGUGAAAAGCUUGAAGCAAAAUCUGAGCAAAAUGUCCCAAGUGAUGUAGACGUCGGUGCAAAAGCAGAUUUAGUGAAAGAAACCAAAGCAGUUUCUGAGACGGAAAUGAAGCCUGUGAAGACCAUAGAUUCAACUGGUGAGACAGUUGAGCCUGUGACGGAAUUGAGUGAAUCAAACUUGCCUAGUGAUGGAAAGAGUAAGCACGAAGAUUCCCCUGCCAUGCUCAGUGGGGCUGGGCUGCAGUUACAGGAUAAUGCUAAGGUUGAGCCUCCUACCAAGCCAGAUGUUGAGGGCAGUGAAACUCAAAAUGAGGGCAUGGACUCAACUAUUCAGAUGGAGAGUGAUGAUUCCAAGUCCCACCAACCAGAUUCCGAUGUCCAGCCACUGAAGUUUCAGGUAUCUGAGGUUAACCCUGAUUUAGGGUCUCAAGUAGCAUCUGAUUCUGUUUCUACUGAAUCUGUCCCCCUUAUUGAGAAAAAUGAACUAAAGAUAGAUGUAAUUACUGAUAAUGUCAAAUUAGAACUGGAUGUUAAACCUGAGGUGGGGCAGACAUCUGUUGGCACUGCAGCUUCUGAUGAUGGCAAAUUAGAACCAGCAGGUGAUGAGGCGCCACUUAGCAAGGAUGAUACUGAUGAUUCCCUUGACAAAAAAGAUGUUGAACAGCCACUUGACAAAGUGGAAUCUAUGGAAGCAACUGAUGCAGAAAAUAUUGAUAAUCUCAGGGGCAUUGAUAGUGUUGAUUUGGGUCCUCCUGAAAAACUAAGUUUAGACAGGAGUUCAGGUGAUGAUUCUAUGGAGGAGGAUGUAAUGGAUAGUAAACAAAUGGAGUACAAGUCUGAUUCUAAUAAAGCUCACGACAUCAUGGAGACAUCUGAAAAGCCUGUAACAGAUGAGGAUGAUCAUGUUGAUGUUGUUGGUCAUGAUAAACCAGCUGAAAUGAAACCUGCUGAUGCUGAAAAAGAGACUGCGUCUGCACAGGGACUAUCUAAGAGAAAGUUCUAUGAUAAAGAAGCAGCUGGGCAGAAUGACCCUGCAAAGAAGGCCCGCAGGUGGAAUACAGAAGGGUCAAAGGGUUCUGAGCAGCAGAGCAACACUGUAGCUGCUUCUAUCACACCCAAGGGUUUGCCUGAACCUACUUUCAAGCGAGCAGGACCCGACCCUGUAGUCAAUGAAGAAUCACCUAAGGAGCGAAUUGUUCCACCAACCUCAAAGCCACCCACUAAUUCUCUAAGAAUUGAUCGCUUUCUGCGACCUUUUACUUUAAAAGCAGUGCAGGAACUCCUUGGCAAAACUGGCACUGUUACCAGUUUUUGGAUGGAUCACAUCAAAACCCACUGCUAUGUUUCGUAUUCAUCAGUUGAGGAGGCUGUGGAAACGCGUAAUGCAGUAUACAAUCUCCAGUGGCCACCAAAUGGGGGGCGCACGUUGGUGGCAGAGUUUGUCGAACCUCAAGAAGUUAAAGCACGACUCGAGGCCCCCCCAGUAACUCCCACAACUCCUUCAACGAGCGCCGCUGCUAUCUUCUCUGCCUCUAAGACCCAACCCUCUAUGCCACCUCAACCUUCUCCGAGGCAGCAGCAGCCGCAGCACCUUCCCCCGCCCCCUCUUCCACCACCACAGAUGUCUAAUCCUCCUUUUGCCAAGGAACGCCUACAUCCAUCAAGAGAGCCUCUGCCGAUGGAACAGCAGCCUCUUCCUUUGAGGGACAGGGUUAACCUCCCCCCACCCCCUCCACUUCCGGAUAAGGCCGACCCGCCAAUUGUGACUCUGGAUGAUCUCUUCCGGAAAACCAAGGCCAUGCCCCGCAUCUACUACUUGCCGUUGUCAGAUGAACAAGUCGCCGCGAAAGUGAAGUCACAGGGAAAGAAUGUCAAUCAGUCUGCAGGUGUGCCGUGUAGGAUGAUGAUGAUGAUGGUGAUGAUGUUCUUCUUCCGGUGCGGAUGGUGCUGUUUCCUUGGUGGAUUCAUGUUCUUGCGUUGGGUUGUUGAGGCUGAGUUUAUUAAGAUUAUCUUUGUUAUUAUUAUUAUGUAUGAUCAAUGUAUGCUGCUGCUGCAUCCCCCGAGUCGUCCCGCUUUCCAAUUAAGACACUGUUGUUCUAGACUAGUUGGUGUCGCCCGAUUUUCCCGGCCCCAAACCUUAACCUUUUUACUUGUUGAGAACAUCUGUGAUAAAGUUUUUCAUUUCUGCAUUUUAGGGUUGUGCUUGUUUUAAAUCAAUGUGGGCAUUUUACAUGUCUAAA